Zophobas morio is the source of this 2257-nucleotide messenger RNA. Its product is annotated as advillin-like. Bases 37 to 2229 code for a protein of 730 amino acids. The record is from RefSeq and is a predicted model, not a curated record. NCBI's taxonomy places the organism in Eukaryota, Metazoa, Arthropoda, Insecta, Coleoptera, Tenebrionidae. Gene Ontology annotation, biological process: barbed-end actin filament capping; actin filament severing; cytoskeleton organization. The transcript is spliced from 23 exons. Gene Ontology annotation, molecular function: phosphatidylinositol-4,5-bisphosphate binding; actin filament binding.
CUUAUUCGUCCUCAUUCAAGCUCAUUCGCUGAGUAUAUGGAUAUUUUAGAUAAGGGUGAGAACUUAUUUGACUCUGAAAACAAACAAAAACUCUCUAAAUUUGGUUUGAGCCCUGAGGUAAUUACUGGCAAAAAAAUACUCGGAGCUAUUAAAAAAGGGACCCACGAGUUAAAAUCUACUAAGGAUCAGUUUAAGCAUGAACCUAUUUUAUUAAAGCUUAAGGGGAAAAAAAAAAUUCGUGUUUCUGAAGUGGAGAUAAAUAUUCAGUCUUUAAACCAUUAUGACGUUUUUAUCUUAGACGACGGCAAAGGAACUUUGUUUUUAUUUAAAGGGAGAAAUGCCCGGCGCCUUAUUCAUGGGUAUGCAGUUAAUUUGUGCCAGAAAAUGAAAGACCAGGACUAUGCUGGGAGAGGAAAAGUAGUUAAUGUCGAGGAUGAUGGUAUCAAUUCUACCAUAAAAUCGGAACAAAGCUUUUGGGAAGCCUUAAAAGGUGACAAAUCAAAUAUCCCUGAUGUCGAUGAUGAUGCAGAUGAAAUCUAUGAACGUAAUUACAUGGAAAGCAGAGAUUUUUAUGAAAAAGAAAGCGAUAAUGAAUUUCAUAGUAAAAAGCUUGCAUCGCCUAGCAGAAAAAUGCUGAACAAUUCAAAGUGUUAUAUUAUCAAAUGUGGGGAAGCCCUUUAUAUAUGGAAUGGUGCAAAUGCCGAUAUUGAAACACGCAAAGAGUGUGCUGACUUCGCAACUCAACUACAAUCUAAAAUUACAAGUAGGAGUUGGGCACCAGUUAGGACUAUAAUAGACAAAGGAGAGCCCACCUAUUUUAGAGAAUUCUUUAGCGAUUGGUCUGAUCAAAGUACUUUUUCUGCUAAGCCAGCUUUUGGUCAAAAGAACCUUGGUGUCUCCACUGUUGAGAAAAAGUCUAUUACUGAAAUUGAUGUAAACGAAAUGCUCAAGGAAGACACAAAACUUAUUACAGCACUUGAUGAUGGCACGGGCAGUUUAAAGGUGUGGCACUGCACAGAAAAGGUUAUUACGGAGAUAAAAGAAAUAGAGUUCGGUCAAUUUUUUGCAGAGGAAAGCUAUCUCGUGCUAUAUAAACGCUCUGAUAAGGCGGAAGAGUUUAUCUUGUAUAUAUGGAGAGGUGCAAAAGGGAGACCGAACGACUUGGGAGCUGCAGGUGUUCAAGCUUGUUCAAUUAAUCAAGAAUAUGGAGCUAAACAUAUAAAUAUUGAGCAAAACAAAGAAAAUGAACACUUCUUGAAAAUUUUUGAAAAAAGGAACGGCUUUUGUGUUGAAGAAGGAAGCAGAUACUUAGAUAAGAAAAUCGAUCGUUUAUAUAAAGUUUUAGAAAACAGUAAUGGUUGUCGGGCAUGCUACAUUAUUAAAAAAUUUUCGAGUUUAUCUUCCAACGCUACAUUUAUCGCGGUAAGUAAAGAUAAAACAUGGAUUUGGAAGGGUGACGGCAGUAGCAACACAGUUAUAGGGUACGCCCAUAAAGUCGCUAAGUUAGUUAGUCACGUACCACCAAUCGAGCUUCAUGAGGGAAACGAAUCCAAAGAGUUUAUUGACUUUUUCGGAAGCAAGGAGAGUUAUGGCAAUGAUCUUUUCUUAAAAGAGCCUGGAAUGUCAAAAUAUCUACGCAUGUGGCAUAUAAGCCAGCAUGUAGGCGAGCCAAAGACACAAGAACUUGAGCAGCCGACACAAAAAGAUUUCGAAAGUCAAGCAGUUUAUAUCAUUGAUUGCUUUUAUGCCAUAUUCGUGUGGGUAGGAAGCAAUGCCAGUCAAUACGGCUACCAGCUGGCAAUAAAAACUGCACACAAUUUGGAACAACAUGUGAAAAAAAAAGAAGUAGCGAGAAAUAAGUUCAACAUGCGCGCAACCAUCGUUUAUUCUGGAGAAGAACCACUUUCUUUUAAGGCAUUGUUUAUCACGUGGAAUGACGAAAAAACAAAAAAGAAAAUAAAAAAAGGCGCAAAUGAAAACAUCUACAGGAAGACCGCAUCAGCAUAUGUAGCGGAAGCGCUACAAGAAUUACAAGGGGGCAAAAAGUAUGCUGCAGAAGAAUUAGGAGUUGACUUGGCGAAACUCCCGCCAGGCGUCGACCCCGCAAAGAGAGAAGACAGUCUCCAAGAUGACGAAUUCGAAAAGGCGUUCAAGAUGAGCAAAGAAAAGUAUUAUGCUUUGCCUCAAUGGAAACAGCUUCAAAUUAAAAGAAGUUCAAAUCUUUUUUAACUUAUAAAUCUAAUAAUAAAAAUAACCA